This is a messenger RNA of Pseudomyrmex gracilis, 1155 nucleotides long. It is a transcript of the gene Nelf-E, whose product is annotated as negative elongation factor E. Gene Ontology annotation, biological process: negative regulation of transcription elongation by RNA polymerase II. The transcript is spliced from 5 exons. Gene Ontology annotation, cellular component: NELF complex. Lineage: Eukaryota; Metazoa; Arthropoda; Insecta; Hymenoptera; Formicidae. The record is from RefSeq and is a predicted model, not a curated record. Bases 106 to 945 code for a protein of 279 amino acids. Gene Ontology annotation, molecular function: RNA binding.
UUGAUGUUUAUCGGCCACACCACCUACUGAUCUAAAACCCGUAUUUACGAUUUUUUGUGGUUGAAACUGACCUGAAAAGAUUGUUGUGUAGCUAUUACGUUAAAGAUGGUGUACCUUCAUUUUCCAUCGAAUCUUACGGAAGAAGAGUUAAUGCUGCGAACCAAAUAUGCCAAACUUCAACGUAAAAAAAAGGCGCUGCAACAUUUGAAAGCGCCGAAACAAGAGAUCGAACGUAUUCCUCAGGCACCGAAACGGCCUACGGAAGCAAGAGAUGCUCGCGAAGUAGCCAAGAAGUUGAUCAAAUCGGGCGUGAUCACAGCUCCAAAGACUCCCAAGAGACAGGAGCAAACGUUCAAGAGAUCUCGGGGAUUGUUAAGAAAGCUAAUGAAUAGCACAGAAAAAACAAUUAAUUGUUCGUAUCAACCGUUUUCAGCAACACAAGAGGAGGAAGAUACAGAAGCGGCAAGGCCUAGAGUCAAAAAUCUGUACUUAUCUAAUAAUUUUGUCGGUGCUCAAGAUACAGGAGAUAAUUCUAACACCAACGAUAAGCAAUCUCCAGCCAAACAGGAGGUUAAAAACCCUUCUCGGGCGGGAAACACAAUCUUUGUAUUUGGUUAUAAAAUAACGGAAGAUUAUCUGAAGAAACAUUUUCAGAGCUUUGGCAACAUAAUAAACAUAUCCAUGGAGUCUGAGAAAAAUCAUGGCUUUAUAACUUUUGAUAAAGCUGAAGCGGCUGAAAGAGCGAUAAGCGAAAUGGACGGUAGCAUGGUUUCUUCGAUCCAGUUAAAAGUCUCAUUGGCGAGACGACAGCCCAUAAUAGAGCCUGUUGGUGGUGACACUAUGUCCAGUUCCAUGUGGUCACCAAUCGCAGCUAAUUACUCGCAAAAAAGUGCUCACAAAGAUCGACGGGAACUCAAGAUAUACGAAGAGGAUCUCUUCCAGUAAAUGCAAAUAGAUGCGAUUUCAACAUGGUCAACCUUUUUAUAUCCGAAACUUACCAGCGGCAAGUCUCGAAUCUCCACGAGAGCGAAAAAUUGCAGCAGCCACUUUUUGAAAACAAAGACGAUGGAUUUGCCAAAUAUGUUCACUGAUGAUUCGAAUUUGCUUACGACAGUGAAAUUAUCUCUGUUCUACCGCUCUCUUCUGCGCGAUCGG